Molecule: messenger RNA, 1974 nt
Organism: Lodderomyces beijingensis
Lineage: Eukaryota; Fungi; Ascomycota; Pichiomycetes; Serinales; Debaryomycetaceae
Source: the annotation of a GenBank genome assembly
AUGGCUAGAAGAAGUAGAAAACCCACUAGCGACGGGGUCAAGGGCCCCAGCUCCGCGUUGACUGAAUUCUUGAGAAGUGAAGGCAUCACCGACGCGUUCAGACAGAGACGUGAACGUGAAGCAGCGGGAUUGCGAGCCACAGCUACACCCGAGGCGGAAGAUGAAGGCAGCGGUGACGCUGGCGGGGGUGUUGCUACUGAUGGUGUGCGUGGCACAACGUGGUUUACACCAACGCGAGUGGCAACUGGAGGCGCAACGAGUGGUCGUGACAAUGAAGAAAACGAGAACGUUGAAAACGGUGAUGAAGAAGAAGAGGAGGAGGAGGACGAGGAAAUCAUUCAGAUGAGACGAGCGGCUAGAAGGAAAGCAAGAGCCGCGACUCGCGGCUCAGCGAGAACUCGCAAGCGAAGCGCACCCGGUGGUGGCAGCGAUGGAAGCGGCGACAGCGAUGAUGACGACGACUAUAAUGAAAACGAUGAUGAUGAUGACGACGACUUGGGCGCUGACAUGAAAAAAUUCGGAGAAAUGGAUACUUGCGUAGACUGUGGUGACAAGUUCGAAUUGUCAGUUUAUUCCAGGUUUAUUAAGGAAAAAGCGGGCUACUUGUGCAGUUCAUGCAACCACAGUCUCCGUGAACGAGAAAGGAAAGCCAAGGCAAAUCAGCUCAGCGCAAGAAGAAAGAGAAAAAAGGUUGCUCAAGCAUUGUUGAACAAAACCACCAUCAAAAUCGCCAAGCUUCAAGAUGUGUGCAUCAAAAAGAUUACAGAAAACAUUGAAGAUGUUCAUGCCUUGGGUGAUAUCGGACAAAUGAACUUGAGCAAAAUCUCUACCAUCUUGUCCAAGAACAGGUCUUUGAAUAACAAGACAAUCUCGUUAUUCUUAUCACCCGAUAUGAAGCACAUUGAGUUUUGGGAUUGUUCAAAUGUCGACUCGGACUCGUUAAACAAAAUUGCGUCCUUCUGUCCCAACUUGGAGUCAUUGACCUUGUUCAUGUGUGGGCAAUUGCACAAUGACAAUUUGCAGUAUUUUGCAUCCAAUCUAAAAAAUCUAACCUCGUUGUCACUAAAUGGUCCAUUCUUGAUUAGCGAUCCCAUGUGGCAAAAAUAUUUCCAUGCAGUCACGGGAAGGCUAUCCAAAUUCGAAGUGCGAAACACGCAUCGAUUUGGAAACGAUUCUUUGCACAGUAUGUUGCAGUGCUGUGGACAAGACUUGACCUCGUUGAAAUUGUCCAGAUUGGAUGGUGUCAACACGGUCGAGUCAUAUAGUGGGAUUUCAAGUCAUCUAGGAGAAAAUAAGCUCGAUGAGUUGGAAAUUUCCUAUCCAACUAGUGAAGACUUGGUCACCGACGACAUGAUGAUUGAGUUAUUAAGGAAAACGGGGGCGUCUCUUGCCUCCUUAAAUGUCGAUGGCUGUUCAGCGUUGACUGAGAGGUUUUUAGUCGAGGGAGUGGCAAAGCAUUGCCGCAACUUGACGAGACUCUCCAUGGCGAACCUAGACCAGGUAUCCAACGCUGGAUUUGCAGAGGCCUUCGACAACUUUGCAAAAGUCAACGCAGGUGGGUUAUUGGAGGUCAAUUUGACAAAGUGCACGGCGCUAGGCGAUCGUGCUGUAUAUGCAUUGUUGAAUCAUUCUUGCCAGACAUUGGUUGAGUUGAGUAUAAAUUCGUUAUACAAAGUGUCCAAGGAUUUUUUGUCCCAGAUUCUAACUAGCGAUACACACCAGUACAAAGUCUUGUUGAAGGAGAAAGCGCAAAAGGAUGAAUCGGUGACUUUUUUCCAUCAUGUUCAGUUGCCCUUGUUGACAUAUUUGGAUGCCUCCUUUGUGCGAGCCGUUGAUAAUGAGAUCCUCACUUUGAUCGGUGACAGUUGUCCAAAAUUGCAAAUCAUUGAGGUUUACGGCGACAAUAGGUGCAAUGGCAAGGCCCUUUUCGAUGAGGGAUUAAUGGUCAUUGGCCGCCAGUCCGAUGAUCUUUGA